Molecule: messenger RNA, 1997 nt
Organism: Cololabis saira (Pacific saury)
Lineage: Eukaryota; Metazoa; Chordata; Actinopteri; Beloniformes; Belonidae
Gene: serpinf2a
Product: serpin peptidase inhibitor, clade F (alpha-2 antiplasmin, pigment epithelium derived factor), member 2a
Exons: 9
Coding region: 109-1578 (489 amino acids)
Biological process (GO): negative regulation of endopeptidase activity
Molecular function (GO): serine-type endopeptidase inhibitor activity
Source: RefSeq, a predicted model, not a curated record
AGUCCAGCCGCUACACUCUUCAGCCACAUCUGUUUUUACUCGUUUUUACUCUGCUCUCCUAUAAUUCCUUUCAGGAAUUAAAACACAGGCCAGGCAGGUUGUUUGGAAAUGAUGCUGCAUCUUCUUCUUCUUCUCUGCCUCUGCCACCUGGAACCGACUGAGGAGUCCAGCAGUCCAGAUCCAGAUGUCUCCAGUAUUCCAGCUGAUGUGAAGGAGAACAAAAGCAGCUGUGGAAGAACAUUCAGCCCUGAGGAGCGCAGGCUGAUAGGGGGCGACGUAGAGCAGCUGGGCCUGGAGCUCCUGAAAACACUGCCCAUCAGCCGGCAGCAGCCAAACGUCAUCAUCUCUCCUCUCAGCCUGGCGCUUGCCCUCGCUCAUCUUACUUUAGGCGCUCGCAACGAGACGGAGAAGCUUCUUCUGCAGAGUCUUCGUGCAAGCAAUUCUCCGUGUUUCCACCAUGUCCUGGGAAGCCUAUUACCUCAUUUAAGCCACACAUCGUUGGAGGUGGCAGCACGCAUGUACCUGAGACCAGGAUUUAAAGUGAAGUUGUCGUUUGUUGAGGAAUCUCUGGCCAGGUACCAGUCACAGCCCGUUCCUUUGGUGUCUGUAGAGGAGGUCAACCAGUGGGUUGAGAACAUUACCAAUGGUCACAUCUCCAACUUCCUAGAAAGUAUUCCUGAUGAUGUGGUUCUAAUGCUCAUGAAUGCUGUUUAUUUUAAAGGUCAAUGGCAAACACAGUUCGACCCCCUGGCAACCACAAAGGGAGUGUUCUACCUGGACAGCCAGACCUCAGUCUCAGUGAACAUGAUGAAAUCUGCUCAGUACCCGCUACGGCUGAUGGAUGAUCCAGAACUACAGGCUCAGAUUGCCAGUUUUCCUUUCAAGGGAAACACCAGCCUCUUCAUCGUCCUACCCACUGGAAACGUGUCAUCGGUGCUUCCAAAAGUGAACUUCUCUGACCUCUACAGACGUCUACCUCAAGAAAAAACAAUGCAGGUCAACUUACCCAAGGUGAAGCUGCAAUACCACCAGGAGCUGGAAAACGCGCUGACCAGCAUGGGGCUCGGCUCUCUGUUCUCAGGCCCGGACCUCUCCGGGAUAUCUGACCAACCCCUCAGGGUGUCGAGUGUCCGACACGCCAGCACCUUCGAACUCAGCGAGGAAGGCGUGGAAGCGUCUGCCACCACUGCUGUGACGUCCAUGCGGUCCAUCUCCUUCUUUUCUGUCAGCUCUCCUUUCCUCUUCGCCCUCAUCGACGAUGCCUCUCUGGCCCCUCUCUUCAUGGGCAUCGUCACAAACCCUGCCCCUGACGACGACCCCAUGCCUAGUGACGAUCCCCAUGGCAACAGCACUAUGAGCGACCAACCUGGGACAGACACAGUGUGGAAAAGAGACAUGACAGAUGAGCAGAACAUCAGGUUGUGUAGCGAUACUGACACAGCAGAGAACAGCAGCAUGAAGACAUGCAGCGCCCCCAGAGAUGAGGAGGAACAACUGCAACUGGGACAGGAGGCCAGCAAAAGGCAGAACAAGACACGGGAAGACCAAAAUGACUCUGUACCAGCUGGAAACGUUUGAGUUCAGGAGUUCAACAGUGCAACAUUUCCGAAACACUAUGACCGCUAGUUAGCCGAGCUAUGUUGUCCAUAAAAACUUAUCAGCAUUUAUAUAUCAUCUUUUUGUAAUUUUCCUUUGACGAAACAGAACACUUGGGUUUCGUAAGGUGUCAAAUGUCUCCUUUAAGGCUACAUUCACCAAAAAUUCAGACCGUUUAUAAAAGAAACUUUUUUUCACAACUUGUUCAUUAUGAGUCGUUUCUUUCUCUACAGAUGUUUUUUUUUGGUUUUAAUUAUAUGAUCGGUCUUCUCAUUGGUCCAGCUCCCUUCCAGAGACCUGUGAAGCAAUGAAUUGAGAUCUGGCGCCACAAACGUCUGACCUGAAAUACAGGGUUUGUAAUUUCUGUUCUAAGGUUGUCCCUCAAUAAAAACAUCAUAUGA